UGUCCCCAGAUGUCUGAGUCCCUGAUUGGUAGCUGGGAAGUCCGGCCGCGGAGUUGGCGCUAAAUUCUCCGGCGUUGAAGUCUCCAGAUCUCAAGGUGCAUUGUAACACACAACUGCAGUGGAAUUGUCGUAAAUUGAAACACAACGAGUGGAAUACUAGAUAAGUGAACUGUGGAACACAUAGAUAGAGGACUAAUUGGAGGAGGAAUAAAAAGGGGAAAAGUGAAGUAGUUAUUAGAACAAUUAUUUAGUUUGAGUGGAAUAGCGGAAAAGUGGAAGAGUGGAAGAGUGGAAGAGUGGUGGAGUGGAAGAGUGGAAAAACAUGAUUGCCCCGAGAAGUAUUCAUAGGGACCCAGCUAUGGAGCCCCAGGACCCCUCCUUGAACCGACAGGAGGGGGAAUACAUAGAGCUGGACUAUAGGGACCUCGAGGCAUUCAUCCUAGGAGAACUAAAUCCUAGAGAUCAUUAUUCGAAAGAUAUCAAUCUUAGGGAUCUAAACCCUACCAAGGAGUUUGCUAGAGAGUUUUUACCUCUACCAAGAGAUACAGUCUUCCAUAGGGAUUCAGAGUUUCAACCAGAGUUAUUUCGGGAUUCUGGACCCGGUGGACGGGGGGAUGGGAAGGAUUACUCUCAAGAUAUUUUAGUGAAGGAUUAUGUGAAAGAUAUGGAGCCACUGUUAAGGCAUAUAUCAGCUGAGCCUCUAGUUAAAAAUUACCUCUUAGACUCCUCGGUGAAAAAUUAUUCGCCUGAACCGUCAGUUAAAGAUUAUAGUCUGAAAGAUGUUGGAAAUCAUAUUAAAACCUACACAUUGGAUGAGAUAGAUGGGUUAAAUAUGAACCGCAGUAUUCUACAGUCUGCAGGGUACUCGGAGAAGGAUUAUACAGUUCGAGAGAUAACAGUUCAACCCUUGACGGUCAGCGUGAUAAAAGAUACCAGAGAGGAGAGGGAUAGAAUCAGUUGUAGACCAGAGGAGACGUAA
Eurytemora carolleeae is the source of this 979-nucleotide messenger RNA. RefSeq lists its product as uncharacterized. The record is from RefSeq and is a predicted model, not a curated record. The coding region runs from base 323 to 979 and encodes 218 amino acids. NCBI's taxonomy places the organism in Eukaryota, Metazoa, Arthropoda, Copepoda, Calanoida, Temoridae. The transcript is spliced from 3 exons.